Cokeromyces recurvatus is the source of this 652-nucleotide messenger RNA. RefSeq lists its product as uncharacterized. NCBI's taxonomy places the organism in Eukaryota, Fungi, Mucoromycota, Mucoromycetes, Mucorales, Mucoraceae. The coding region runs from base 374 to 634 and encodes 86 amino acids. Gene Ontology annotation, molecular function: nucleic acid binding. The record is from RefSeq and is a predicted model, not a curated record. The transcript is spliced from 7 exons.
AUGUGUAGUGUAUAGCUGGAUAGAUAACUUCUUCUUUAUUAAUGUAUAUGUAUACACAUGGAAAAAAUGUGUAUGGAUUACUAAAUUCAUUAUGAAUCAAAUAUACACUUCUUUAUUACCAAUGAUGAAAGAUUUACUUAAAAAAGAAAAAUAAAUUUGAAAUGUGUUCAAUAUUACAAAGGCAAAAUCACAUACUAUCAUGGCAGUCAUGUCAGUCUCUAGUGUAAUAAACGUGCAGUUAAAGGUUCCAAAAGGCCACUUCACCAUCGAAAAAAAAUUUAGGAGGGGUUGUCAAGAAGCCAGAGACAGGAAAAGGUGGGUAUGGUAACUAGCAAUUACUUCAAUUUUUAUCGCUAGCACGAUAGAAAUUAUGAUGGACAACUUUUCUAUUCAUAAACACGUUGACAUUCGAAAGUAUACUGAAGCUCAUGGUUACGGUUGUUUUUGGUCUGUUUUCAAGAGUAAAGUCAAGAGGGAAAUACUACUUGAAGAAGAAACAUUGUCUGAGAAUAUCAGAGAAGCUUACAACAGUGUGCUCGUAAGCGACCUCCAAGGAUUUUGCAGGCAUUCAUUGUCAAGAUUUGAAGACUGUUCAAAUAAUGAUUUGUCAAUGCAUCAAUUUUUAUUUGGUUAGUUUUUUUUUUAAAAAAAA